Messenger RNA from Tachysurus fulvidraco (yellow catfish), 2457 nucleotides. It is a transcript of the gene neurl1b, whose product is annotated as neuralized E3 ubiquitin protein ligase 1B. Bases 216 to 1898 code for a protein of 560 amino acids. Gene Ontology annotation, cellular component: early endosome. Gene Ontology annotation, biological process: ubiquitin-dependent endocytosis. Gene Ontology annotation, molecular function: ubiquitin protein ligase activity. Lineage: Eukaryota; Metazoa; Chordata; Actinopteri; Siluriformes; Bagridae. The record is from RefSeq and is a predicted model, not a curated record. The transcript is spliced from 5 exons.
CGGCAGUGCGCCAAUAAGGGUGAACGGAGAGAAGAGCUGCUCUCUACACACUGGCACAUGAAGAUGAGGAGGAAAGUCGCGGCGUUCCUCAGCCUCAUGAACACGCUGUUAGCGUUAACGGUGCGCUGAUCUGCUUUUGACCUUCACUCAUAGAUGGAAGCACAAGGAAGAGUCAGGAUCCACUUGUCACAAGACGAAAUCGAUCUUUCAUAGCAAUGGGGAAUAGUGCACCCAAACCGCUUACAGUAGAUGCAAACCUACAGCACCGCCCUGUGGCUAGCCGCCAGUAUUACAUACUUCCUCAUGGCACAGUGGAUAGGCGAUCAUCUGCGUUGGCUGUUAAUCUGGAGUCUCCGCGCUUUCACCCUCACACCAAGGGCAAGAACAUUCGUCUGGAUGCACAGCUGCGACGUGCCACACGCAAGAACAGCUUCUGCCAUGGCCUGACAUUCAGUCAACGGCCCAUACGUCUCUACGAGCAGGUGCGAUUGCGGCUGUCAGGGGUGCACUCAGGCUGGAGCGGCGCACUACGCUUUGGCUUCACCAGUCUAGACCCAGGCGAGCUUGCCUCAUCUGACAUCCCUAAAUACGCUUGCCCAGACCUGGUGGCACGGCCUGGAUACUGGGCCAAGGCUCUGCCUGAGAGACUGGCUGCGAGGGACAAUGUGCUGGCUUUCUGGGCUGACCGGCAUGGACGUGUCUUCUACACGGUGAACGAUGGUGAGCCUGUACUAUUCCAUUGUGGGCUGAGUGCUGCACGUCCACUCUGGGCAAUCAUAGACAUCUACGGCAUCACACAGGAGGUCACACUGCUUGAAAGCACGUUUGCUGACAGUACAAGCUGCCUGAGCGUGGCACGUCUGAGUGCCUACCUGCCUCCAAGCAACCAUGACUCAGCCAACUAUAGCAACAACCAGUUGGAGAGCAACCAGGCUGCGAAAAUGGCUGCCUUGCACCUCAGCAGCUCCACACAGCUGAGCCCCUGCUGCUCCACCUCUUCCUCCUCAUCCUCUUUCAGUGUCCAAAGGUUACCCUCUACCCGUGGCCUUCCCUCUACACUUGAUGCUGACCUGCGCUUUCACCCUGUGCGUGGUGCUGAUGUGCUUCUGUCCAGUGACCGUGCUAUGGCCUGCGUCCACUCCCCAGAUAGUAUUCGGACUUUGGUGUUCAGUGACAGGCCCAUAAGACUUGGUGAGACUAUGUUUGUGGAGGUGAGUCACAUGGGCCCACCUUGCCUUGGCAUGCUCCUGUUUGGCAUGACUUCAUGUGACCCGGGCACAUUGCAUGCUGCAGAGUUGCCCGCUGAACCUGAUGCUCUCCUCGAUCGUAAGGAGUACUGGGUGGUGCACCGUGGGCUACCUGCAAAUGCACCUGGUGACGUGCUCAGCUUCACACUUCUGCCUGAUGGAGAGGUGCAUCAUGGGAUUAACGGGGUAGCACGUGGACGCUUGCUUUGUGUCGACUCUUCUCAGGCUCUUUGGACCUUCUUCGCUCUGCGUGGUGCCAUCUACCGACUCAGGAUAUUAGGAACACUACUGGCAAGUCCAUCAACCUCUCCUUCUGUAUCCCAUGGCACAGCAUCUGAUGACAGUGACUCUGACCUAACUUUUAGUGUCAACAGAUCCUCAUCUGCCUCUGAGUCCUCGCUGGUUACAGCCCCCAGCUCUCCUCUCAGUCCCCCUGUCUCACCCAGCCUCGCCUUCCCAGAGACUCCACUGAUCAGCAAGUGUGGUGAAUGCACAGUGUGCUUCGAUCAGGAAGUGGACACUGUCAUUUACACAUGUGGACACAUGUGUCUCUGUCAUGAGUGUGGCCUCAAGCUAAAGAAACAGAUCAACGCUUGCUGCCCGAUUUGCCGGAGACCCAUCAAGGAUGUGAUCAAAACUUACAGGCCAUGAGAAGACACAAAACUCUAAAAGCAGCUGAGAUCCAGCUUUUUAUUCUGAACUGAAUUUGAUUUCAGUACUGUUCUGUAGCUUUGACUCCUGUAGCGUAACCUCACUCUGUGUCCCCAACCCUAAUUCGACCACCCGCCCUGACCCCUAAUAUAAACCCACCACUUCCGAGGCCCAAUCCAGAGGCAGUGGAACAACGCGAGGUUUGUCUGAUGCUUGCUCAAACAUUUAUCAGUGCCUUUGACAUUUGUCUCUAAAGCAUCGCCUACCAACCUGACAAUCAUAUUUGAUAAAAUGAGGUAUACAGGAUAUAUGACUUUUAUCAGAUGGACACUAAGAGGCUUGUUUGAGUAAUGAAACUAACAGAUGUAAACAGAUACAAAAUUUAUAAUUAUUUUGGUUUGAUAUUUUAAAAAUAAAUGCGUUCCCAAUUGUGGAAAAUAAUAAAUGAAAUCCAUUCAUAUGUAUAGUGAAAAAUGAGAGGACAUUUAUUGCACUUAACUAAGUAAACUAUAUCUGCAGAAAGAUAGCCUCUGAAGACAUUUCUCAAAAAAUAAAUAAA